Molecule: messenger RNA, 8306 nt
Organism: Polyodon spathula (Mississippi paddlefish)
Lineage: Eukaryota; Metazoa; Chordata; Actinopteri; Acipenseriformes; Polyodontidae
Product: agrin-like
Exons: 36
Coding region: 355-6549 (2064 amino acids)
Biological process (GO): cell differentiation; receptor clustering; G protein-coupled acetylcholine receptor signaling pathway
Cellular component (GO): membrane
Molecular function (GO): calcium ion binding; laminin binding
Source: RefSeq, a predicted model, not a curated record
UUCCUGGGGGUGGCGUUUCAGACCAGUCUCUGCAAUGAGAGGCAAGACCGAUUUUUCACUAGUCUUAUCAGCAAUUCCGAUUGCAUACAAAUCCGCAGCGCCACUCCUGUGAAAGAAAGAAAGAAAGAAAGAAAAAAAAAACCAAGGGACCAUUGCACAUUCCUCCUCACGGGAGAACCAAGCCGUUUUCCUUUGAGUCCCCGCUUUUGCAACAAAGUAGCAAACCAGAUGCAUUAGAUCUGGCUGCGCUCAACGGUCUAUGCAUGUGGUUUAUAGCAUCGAAGUUUAGAAACAAGUUUUAUUAUUAACUUUCUGUUAGUUAUAUUGUUUUCUGAGAUUUUAUUUGCCGUCACCAUGGGCACAAAGUGGAGACGGACUGCAGACUUUUCCUGUUGGACAUUAAUAUUGGUCGCGGUUUUGUUCAAAAGCUGUCAUGGAAGUUGUGCGGAGAAAGAGUUGGAAAGCAGGGAAGAAGAAGCGAAUGUUGUUUUAACUGGAACUGUUGAAGAAAUCAUGAACAUGGAUCCGGUACACAAUACUUAUUCUUGCAAGGUGAGAGUCUGGCGCUAUCUAAAAGGCAAGACAACGGUGACCAAUGAAAUUCUCCUGGACGGCGGGAACAAAGUCAUGAUUGGAGGGUUCGGGGACCCUGGGAUCUGUGACAAUCAGGUGUCCACCGGCGACACGCGGAUUUUCUUUGUCAACCAGGCUCCUGAAUAUAUGUGGCCUGCUCACAAGAACGAGUUGAUGCUGAGCUCCAGCCUGAUGAGGAUUACUCUGAGGAACCUGGAGCAGGUGGAGCACUGCGUGGAAGAUAAACCAGUUCACUUUACAUCACCCCAGCCAGCAGAUGUGUGUCGAGGCAUGCUGUGUGGGUUCGGAGCGGUAUGUGAGAAGGACGUGGCUGAUCCAUCCAAAGGAGAGUGCGUCUGUAAGAAAGUCUCUUGCCCAUCUGUGGUGGCCCCGGUCUGUGGAUCCGAUUACUCCACCUAUUCCAAUGAGUGCGAGCUGGAGAAAGCACAGUGCAGCACACAGAGGAGGCUCAAGGUGAUCAAGAAGGGAGCAUGUGCUACAAAGGACCCUUGUUCCGAAGUGACCUGCAGUUAUGGCAGCACCUGUAUCCAGUCUUCUGACGGCCUGUCUGCCAAGUGUAUGUGCCCGAUCUCCUGUACCAGGGAGCCAGAGAAGGUGGUGUGUGGCAGUGACGGCAAGGACUACAGGAACGAGUGUGAGAUGAACGAGUUUGCCUGCGACCACCAGAAGAACAUCAACAAGCAGUUUGAUGGCCCUUGUGACCCCUGUAAAGAUAACCAGAACAACCGGGAUGAGGGUUGCCGUGUGAUUCCCACGAGCCGGCAGAUUGUGAGAUUCCCUUUACCGGAGAACUGCCCCCCCAUAAAAGAGCCACUGUGUGGGAGCGACGGGACCACCUAUCCGAAUGAGUGCAGCAUGCUGCGCACUGCCAGUCAGAAGGGCAUACAGCUUUUCAAAGUCCGCUCUGGCUCCUGCCAGCCUCAGGAUAAGUGCAAGGAGGGAUGUAAAUACAACGCCGUAUGCCUUAACCGCAAACCGGCGCCCCGCUGCUCCUGUGAGCCCAUUGAGUGCGACGGCACCUACAAACCCGUCUGCGGCCGAGACAGCAAGACCUACAGCAACGACUGCCAGCGCCAAAAGGCAGAGUGCAUCCAGAAAACGCACAUUCCGGUGAAACACGAGGGGCCUUGCGACCUCAGUGCCCCAAGCCCCUGCCAUAAAAAGACGUGUGAGUUUGGCGCCAUCUGCGUGGUGGAGAACGGCAAGCCGGUUUGCGAGUGCCCGGGUGUGUGCCCUCAGGUUCAGGACCUGGUCUGCGGAGAUGACCACCACACCUACAGCAGCCUUUGUGAGAUGAAUGCCAUGGGCUGUGCCUCCCUGAAAAAAAUUAAACUCAAGCACAAGGGACCUUGCAAACUCUGCGGCAAGUGCCAGUUUGGCGCUAUCUGCGAGUCUGAGACUGGCAGGUGUGUGUGUCCGACUGAGUGUGUGGCUUCCAACCAGCCUGUGUGUGGCACCGACGGCAACACCUACCAGAACGAGUGUGAGCUGCAUGUGCGAGCCUGUACCCAGCAGCAGAACAUUCAAGUGGCCGGGCAGGGAGAGUGCAAGACCUGCGGUACAGUAACCUGCUCCUUCGGUGCCCAGUGCAUGAACAAUCGCUGUGUGUGUCCCCGCUGUGAUAAGCAGUCCUUUGCCCCAGUCUGUGGCAGCGAUGGCAUCACCUACGACAACCCCUGUGAGUUGCAAGCCGCCUCCUGCCAGCUCAAGAAGAAGAUUGAAGUCUCCCAAUCUGGAAGCUGUGAUGAAGAAUGUGGCUCUGGUGGUUCUGGUUCAGGAGAGGACAGCGUGUGUGAGCAAGAGCGAUGCAAGAGGUUCGGAGGCUCCUGGGAUGAAGACACUGAGGACGACCGCUGUGUCUGCGAUUUCUCCUGUGACAACGUUCCCCGAAACCCGGUCUGCGGAAGUGAUGGAAAGACACACAGCAAUGAGUGUGAGCUGAAGAAGACACGCUGUGAAGAACAAGACGAUGUUCAAGUCAUGAACCAGGGGCCCUGCGAGGCUGUUCCUGCACCUUUAUCCCCCACAGCGAUGAGCCAGCACUGUAGCCAAACAGUUUAUGGCUGUUGCCUUGACAACACGACUGCUGCCCUUGGAGUUGGCCUGGCAGGCUGCCCCAGUACCUGUCUGUGUAAUCAGUAUGGGUCGUAUGGGGGUACCUGUGACCCCAGCUCUGGUCAGUGCUCUUGUAAACCGGGAGUGGGUGGACAGAAGUGUGACCGCUGUGAACCAGGAUUCUGGAAUUUCCGGGGAAUCGUCACGGAAAACAAGAGCGGCUGCACCCCCUGCAACUGUGAUGCCACUGGCUCAGUCCGAGACGACUGUGAACAGAUGUCCGGGCUGUGCGCCUGCAAGACAGGGGUGGUUGGCAUGAAAUGCAACCAGUGUCCAGACGGCAGAGAAAUGGGAGUGAAUGGCUGCGACAAAGGUCCCUCUGCUGUCGCAUCGUGCGCCGGGGUGCAAUGCGAGUUCGGCGCCUCCUGCGUGGAGGUUAAUGGGAAUGCUUUUUGCGAAUGCCCUUCAUCUGACUGUGACGAAAAAUACAAGACCAAGGUCUGUGGUUCAGACGGAGUGACCUAUGGGGACCAGUGCCAACUGAAGACUAUUGCCUGCCGACAGUCCAUGAAAAUUACCAUUAAACACACAGGGCAGUGCAGAGAAAACAUCCCUCAUGGAUCGAGUGCUGUUCCCACAUCCACCCCCUCCACUCCCACAACCCGUGCCAAACGACCAACCACCACCCUCUCAGUUCCCUUUGAAGAAGAGGAGGAGGAGGAGGAGGACGCUGUCACUGCCGCUGCCUCGCAGGUCCUUGUUGAAGCGCUGCCAGUGUUAACCACCAGCGCUAGCAGGCUGACUACAAGACCUCCCAGCACCACCAAAUCACCCUCCCGCUCCACCAAGCCACCCCGCCCCACCCCCCAAGCCCCACCCACCGCUCGCCCCACCACCAGCUCUCCCACCUUCACCCCCUCCCCAUCAACUCUCUCCUUCGAGGACUCAGGCAGCGGGGAACACAGCGGGGAACCCAGCGGGGAUGAUGAUCUUGAGGCUAGCGGAGCAACCGAAGCUAGCGGAGACGAGCCUAUCGAACCUACCUUCGAGGUUCGCCCCACGACGACUGCAAGCCCAGCAGAGAGGUCACCCUGCGACAAUACAGCUUUCGGGUGCUGUCCUGACAGCAAGACCACUGCCACCGAUGCAGAGGGAGCCAACUGCCCUCCAACCAAGGAGUUCCAUGCAGUCCUCAUCCUGGAGGAAGUGGAAGGUCAGGAAGUGUUCUACACCCCCGAGAUGGCCGACCCCAAGUCAGAGCUGUUUGGAGAAACGGCCAGGAGCAUUGAGAGUGCACUCAACGAGCUGCUGAGAAAGUCUGACGUGGAGAAAGAUUUCAAGAGCGUCCGUGUCCGAGACCUAGGCCCGAGCGGCUCCAUACGAGCCACAAUGGAAGCCCACUUUGACCCUGCAACCACCUACACUUCCCAGGAUGUGCAGAAGGCCCUCCUCAAACAGCUGAAGAUGUCCAAGAAGAAGGCCAUUGCUGUUAAGAAACCAGAAGAGGAGAAUAUCAGAGUCCUGGACUUCGACUGGGUACCAAAUCCAUUUGCCACAACCACCACGACAACCACAGCAGCCACCACUAUCCCCCCCACCACCACCACCAUCACUACCACCACCACCACCCGGAGGAGGCCAGCCACUACAGCACGCACCACCAGACGACCUUCAACGGCCAGGAGAGCCACCACGCCUGCCCCUACCACCACCAUGACCCCAACUCCCACUACCCCCAGCAAGGUGUUCUUUCCUUCCCGUCAGGCACCCUGUGAUUCCCAUCCCUGCCGACAUGGAGGAACCUGCGAGGAUGACGGCCAAGAUUUCACCUGCAUCUGCCCAGCCGGGAGAGGAGGGUCUGUCUGCGAGAAAGCUAUUAAAUACUACAUUCCUGCUUUUGGUGGCAAGUCUUACCUGGCCUUCAAGACUGUUAAGGCCUAUCACACGGUGCGCAUCUCCAUGGAGUUCCGCGCCUCCGAGCUCAGCGGCUUGCUGCUCUACGAUGGGCAGAACCGCGGCAAGGACUUCAUCUCGCUGGCUCUCGUCAACGGCUUUGUGGAGCUCAGAUUCAACACCGGUUCAGGCACUGGCAUCAUCACCAGCAAGAUCCGGAUCGAGCCUGGUAAAUGGCACCAAGUGCUGGUGAACCGGAACCGGCGCAGUGGCAUGCUAUCUGUGGACGGAGAGCCGCACGUCAAUGGAGAGAGCCCGGCUGGAACGGACGGGCUGAACCUGGAUACAGACCUCUUCAUCGGGGGAGCCCCGGAGGACCAGAUGUCUGUUGUGCAGGAGAGGACUUCAGCUGCUUCAGGCCUUGUGGGCUGCAUACGCAUGCUGGACGUCAAUAACUUGGUCUACAAGCUCCAGGAGAAAGAGGGAGAUGUGUUGUAUGGCACUGGGGUCGGAGAGUGUGGCAACAACCCUUGCCACCCCAACCCUUGUAAGAACGGAGCUCUCUGCCAGGUGAAGGAGGCAGAGAUGUUCCAUUGCCAGUGCAUCAACGGCUUCUCGGGCCCUACCUGUGCUGACGAGCAUAACCCAUGUGACCCCAACAAGUGCCACUCUUCAGCCACUUGCCUGGUGCUGCCGGAGGGCGGGUACAAGUGUGAGUGCCCAAUGGGACGAGAGGGAAAGCAUUGUGAAAAAGAAAUGCAUGACCAGACCAAGGCUUUCAUCCCAGAGUUCAAAGGGGAUUCUUACAUGGAGUUGAAUGGAUUGCACACCUUUGGGAUUGAUCUGAUGCAAAAGCUGAGCAUCACUGUGGUGUUCCUGGCAAAGGAUCUCACAGGCCUCAUCUUCUACAACGGACAGAAGACAGACGGCAAAGGAGACUUCAUCUCGCUGGCACUGAACGACGGUCUGCUGGAGUUCAGAUACGACCUGGGGAAAGGCCCUGCAGUGAUCAGGACUAAGAACAAGAUUCAACUGGACGUCUGGAAUGUGGUAACUUUGGAACGAAACGGUCGUAAAGGAGUGAUAACUGUGAAUAAUGGGGAAGCGGAGAGAGGAGAGUCACCGGACCAGCAUACCGCUCUCAACCUGAAGCAGUCCCUGUUUGUGGGUGGAGCUCCUGAUUUCAGUACACUGGCCCGGGCUGCUUCUGUUAACAAUGGAUUCACUGGAGCCAUUCAAAAGAUUUCACUGAUAGGCAUUACGGUUCUGAAGAAGGAUUAUGUCCUGAAAGCCGUGGAUGUCUCAGUGUACCGUGCUCACCCCUGCUCUAAGAGCCCCAGUGUGUGUCACAACGGAGGGAUCUGCCAUCCCAAACUGGACUCCUAUGAGUGUGUGUGCCAGCAUGGCUUCUCCGGCAUGCGCUGUGAGAACGCAAUCGUGGAGAAGUCAGCAGGAGAGACUGAAGCGAUCGCAUUCGAUGGCCGGACGUUCAUAGAAUAUCACAACGCGGUGACAAAGAGUGAGAAGGCCCUUCAGGUGAACAGCUUUGAGCUCAGUAUCAAGACAGAGGCCACGCAGGGUCUGAUUCUCUGGAGUGGCAAAGGAGUGGAAAGGUCCGACUACAUAGCCUUAGCCAUUGUGGAUGGGCAUGUGCAGAUGGCCUAUGAUCUUGGGUCCAAGCCAGUGGUCCUCAGAUCAACCGUUCCUGUCAACACAAACAAAUGGAUCAAAAUUAAAGCCAGCAGGGAACAAAGGGAUGGCACGCUACAGGUCGGCAACGAAGCUCCUGUCACCGGAUCAUCUCCUCUGGCAGCAACGCAGCUUGAUACUGACGGAGCGCUCUGGCUUGGUGGACUGGAAAAGCUCUCUGUGGCUCACAAGCUUCACAAAGCCUACAGCACAGGCUUCAUGGGAUGCAUGAAGGAGGUGAUCGUGGACAGCCAGGAGCUGCACCUUGUGGAGGACGCUCUAAACAACCCCAAAAUAUUACAUUGUUCGGCCAAAUAAUGAAUGCCGCCGCCCACCAUGUCUAUUGCUGUAAUUAUUUUCUAUUUUUGUAUACUUUUAUUGCUUUUAUAUUGGAAAAACUUUUUUUUUUUUUUUUCUGUUCUGUUGCAGAAUGUCAAGCUCCUCGAUUCUACACAAUCCAACCGAACAAGCAUCAUAGGUUGUACAAAAAUUGCAUUGCACAAACAUUAAACGUACUUGAACAUUCACGACGACAUUGGUGCUUCUGUUGGCUUCUUGUGGCUCCGUGGUUCGGUAUCCUAGUUGAGUAUUAGCCUAGCUAAGUUACCCUGUUUAACUGUGACUGGAAGCAAACAAGUAGAGGUAAUAAAAGAACAGAACUAACACCAAAACGCUAAGGGGCCGGAGGAUCAAUACAUGACUGUGAUAACAAGUCUGGGCUGUUAAUGUUACUGUGGCUUUUUAAAUUUUAAUUUGUUUUAAUAAUAAUUUAUGUACUAAACGUGUCUGUGACUUUUAGCUUACUGCUUUAUGUACGGUAAAUAAACUAAAUGAUGUUGGCUGUGUUAUUAUAAGAAUGCGUAUCUGAGAGUCAUUAAAUGUACAUCAAUGCGUAACAUCUCACAUGGCGAAGGUAUGUUGGUGCAAAGUAAAAGUGGACCCUUUGCAACAUAAAAAUGUCAUUGUCUGUCUGUCUUUUACAGGUCUUAACGCAGUAUCCCUUUUUGAUGGAUUGUCCAAGUAUUAGCUCUCAAAUGCAUUUUAUUUUUUAAUUCUUGGUCGCCAUACAGAGUAUGUAACAAUGUUGUGUUAAAAAGAAAGCAUUCCGGGCAGUUAAACGUUCAACUAUAUCUCAAUAUAAAAUUCCAUUGGACUAUCACGUGGAAGCCUGCAACUGUGUAUAUUUUAGUACAUGCAGGAAUAUGGCUGUACGAUUUCAUCUUGCCAGCUGUGUGCUGUUUUGUCUGCUGGGGAAUCUUAGCCCUGCAUGAUAAUUUGUGUUAAAGACAUUCUUUUUUUUUUUUUUUUUUUUUUUAAAGCAAAUGGCAUUGAAGUGUUUCUAAUAUAAGGACUAAAACGUGUUUAUUUGUGUAAAAGUCAAGCAUGCUACUGAGCCAAGCAGCAAAAUCAAAACCUCCUCUUGCAUUGUAACUGAAAGCUAAGUUGUUGUUUUUGUUUUCUUUCUAAUGGUGUAAAAAACUUGCCUUUUAGAAUUGUGCCAACCCAAAGUCCAAUACUUCUGUGUUCCACCGGGUGGCGCUAGAACACAAGCAGAACAGUCUUUACACAAACUGAAGGGUGACUAGAGUUUCUUCUAUUGCUAUUGUGGGACAACUGCUGAAUGUUCCUGGUUCACAAAGGAAUGCACACAACCAACUCUACUUAAAUGUGCCCUGUGUUGUAUAUAUUAGCAUUGAGGGAGCUGAGAUUUCUUUCAAAUACCCCUUUCCAGCACGAGCUAAAAUCUAUGAUUUGUUACACCUAAACUGGAUUUGGACCUUGCAUCUCUGAGCCAUGGCUCUACAAAAAAGAAUGCAUGGGAUGCAUUUUAAAGAUGGAAAGGUACAUUUCUCAAUGAUACUGCCAGUGCAAGCGUGCAUUGUUGCAGUCUUGGAUUUACUGUAAUAUGUUCAGGUUGCAUCUAUAAAAAACUGCGUGUUCAGUACAGUACGACAUUGUCAUGGUUUUAUUUUGUACCCCAUUAGACUUGAUACUUUUGCGCAGGCCUGUGAUCUGAUCGAUAAGUUAGCAAUGUUUUCUUGUUAGAUGCGUUAGUAUUAUACACUGGAACAAAG